CUGGCUUCCUGCUGAGUCUCCACUCUGUCGCUGCUGCUCCGCUACACAACACACUCUCAACUUCAAGAACCGGGGAAACAUCGACAUUUCGGGUGGAGUGGUGUUGUGGAGCUCAAGCAACAGGACUACAGACAUCAUGGUGAACAUCCCAGAAUACUAUGCAGGGAAAUGUGUGCUGAUCACCGGAGCAACAGGCUUCAUGGGCAAGGUGCUGCUGGAGAAGCUGCUGAGGUCCUGCCCAGGAGUUAAAGGCGUCUAUGUGAUGGUCAGGUCAAAGGCUGGUCAGAGCCCACAGGCACGCAUUGCUGACAUGAUCAAUGCUAAGUUGUUUGAAAGACUGCAAGAUGAGCAGCCAGACUUUGCAGAGAAGAUCAUAGCAGUGAACAGUGACCUUACACUGCCAGAGCUGGAUCUUAGUAAAGAGGAUCAGAGCAUCCUGGCUGACAACAUUAACAUUGUUUUCCACUGUGCUGCCACCAUCCGCUUUAAUGAGCCACUCAAAGAUGCAAUGCAGCUGAAUGUCCUGGCCACCCAGAAGAUGCUGGCUCUGGCCCACAGAAUGAAGCACUUGGAGGUCUUCAUUCAUGUCUCCACAGCCUACGCUAACUGUGACCGAGAGCUCAUUGAGGAAAUUGUAUACCCUCCCCCUGUAGACUACCGCAGACUCAUUGAUUCUCUGGACUGGAUGGAUGACGAGCUGGUGUCUGCUCUGACUCCCAAGCUGAUCGGGGAGCGUCCCAACACCUACACCUACACCAAAGCCUUGGCUGAAUAUUUGGUGCAGCAGGAGGCUGGAGACCUCAAUGUAGCCAUAGUCAGACCUUCCAUAGUUGGAGCCAGCUGGAAAGAGCCCUUCCCAGGUUGGAUUGAUAACUUCAAUGGGCCGAGUGGAAUAUUCAUUGCAGCUGGUAAGGGGAUUCUGCGCACAAUGAGAGCAUCUAAUGAUGCUGUGGCUGACCUGGUGCCUGUGGACGUGGUCAUCAACGCCACACUGGCUGCAGCUUGGUACACUGGAUCACAGACACACAACAGGUCUAAAAACAUCCUGGUUUACAACUGCACGACUGGUGGGAUCAACCCGUUUCAUUGGGGGGAAGUUGAGUACUGUAUAAACAUGACCUUCAAGACCAAUCCCUUAGAGCAGGCCUUCAGAAGGCCCAAUGUCAAUCUGCGCUCCAACCCCUUUACUAAUCAGUACUGGACCACUGUCAGCCACACGCUGCCAGCCCUGCUCUAUGACGGUUAUCUCAGGCUGACAGGCCGCAAGCCCCGGAUGAUGAAGACAAUCACACGCCUCCACAAAGCCAUGAUGGUCCUGGAGUAUUUCACCAGUCACUCCUGGGUGUGGAACAACGACAACGUAGCCAUGCUGAUGGCCCAGAUGAGCCCAGAUGAUAAGAAGGUGUUCAAUUUUGAUGUCCGUCAGUUGCACUGGGCGGAGUACAUGGAAAGUUACUGUAUGGGCACCAAAAAAUAUGUCCUCAACGAAGAGCUGUCAGGCCUGCCUGCUGCACGCAAACAUCUCAACAAGCUGAGAAACAUCCGCUAUACCUUCAACACCAUUCUGGUGGUGCUCAUCUGGCGCGUCUUCAUCGCCCGAUCCCAGAUGGCCCGAAACAUCUGGUACUUUGUGGUGAGCCUCUGCUACAAAUUCCUCUCCUACUUCAGAGCUUCCUCCACCAUGAGAUAAUGAGCUGGGGCCAGGGUGGCAGGCGGCAAGGCUAAGGGGGCGAAGAAAUGAAGAAACACUGGCUGUGGAUGAUGAGAGGCUCCUGAGCUUACUGUCUCUGGCCCCGUGUUCGUCCUGACACUCCAGGAUUAAAUGGAAUCAUUAAACCCACAAACAAAGACAAAGCUAUUGGACAAGCCUGGAGUCCACAGCAGUCUAAAUGUUGCAUAUCUCGGAUUCAUCUAACCUGAUCUCUAGCAUUUCAUAAAACACUGAGAGCAUGGAUUUAUCUCACAAUGUACAAUGCUCAGACUAACAGCACUUGGAGUAGUUAAAGAAGGAGGACCCCACGCCCUUAUUCUUUUCAUUUCCAGUCAGUCUGGCCCCCCUUUGGCAACAGCUUUACUCCUGCAGUCUUUAAGCUCUGGAGCACCCAAACCUGCUCCUCCUCUUCUGUCUGUUCGCCUGGCUGCCUGCAAAAUAAAGCUAUGCAUUGGAUGAUGCUCCGCUGCAAAAAUCCUCAGCUGAUUUUGAGUCAGUCCAGGCUUCUUCUUCUGUACAUGUAAUCUCUCUUUGAAGGAGAACCACUCCAACUGCUGCAUAAGUUGUAUUUCUCUGCUGUCACCUGAAAACAUAACUCCAAUUUUUUAUUUUCCUUUUUUUUCUUCUCUCUUGGGGUUUGUGUGCCGUUCUUGUCAAUUUUCUGCUAGAAAGGCCUAUUGAAAGGUUUUAAAAAAAAAAAAUAGUUACAGAAAUGUAUUAUAAGCAGGGUUUUCAUCUGACAGCAGCUUUAGCUAGGCAAAGCACUCUCAGCUUCUGGGGCAUUGGAGCCGGUUUUGCACAUUUGGAUGAAGGAUGAUUCUGUACUGACUCAGUGAAGGCUCGUUCAGGGACAGGCAAACCUAGGAAUCAUUGUUAAACUCUUUCUUGCGCUCCAUACCCUAAGACCAAAGCCAUUUCAACCAAUGUUUGACAGUUGCACUGACAGCUUGGUUUGAAAAGAAAGUUGACAUUGCAGGUGCUUAUGGGGGCUUGCUUAUGCUGACCCAUCCCCCACCAAGAGUUGUCAUUGGCUGUCUUUUACUCUUCUGCUUGGCAAAGAGUAGCUCAACAACAUUGCACUCCCAUUUGUCCCCAGUGAACUGCAGUGGCUAGUUCCCUAAUUACAACCAAGCACAAUGUAGAUUGUAAUACAAUGGCUUUAUCCAGUGCCUACAAACUGAUUGUUCUUGCAUCAGCAAAUCUUGCAAAUCGAGCUUCUUCUUCUACAGGUUCCUUGUUUGUCGUGUCUGAAAGUCAUUCGUGACAGUCUUAAAGCUAUUUUUGCCAAAAAAAAAAUACCUCUUAGCUAACAGACACGUAGCUCAGUAGAGGAUGGAACAGAUGGAGUUGAGAUGAGAAAUAUUGUCACUUUUGGCUUCUUUUUCUGCAUUAUGCUUGAGAUUUCCAACUAUUUCAGUCCCGGUUGACAUAUUGAGUGAUCAAUGUACACUGUCGGUGAUAACUCAUAAUUAUUCGUCUUUGUUAGCACACUACUUUUCAGGUAGCUCCAACUGUAGCUCGUCAUCUUUGUAAAAAAAAUAUAUAUACCAUAUUUUCCCAGGUUUUUGUGUUGUGUUCAAGUGACUAAUGGAGCAAAGAAUUUUUGAAAUUGGUCCAGUAAUGAGAGAGACUGCUGCAGCCACAGUGGAAAAACAGGCUGCAAUGUAAUCCUGCAGGUACUUGAGCACUGUCAGUUUAUGUCCGUUUGAAUUGGUUGUUUUUUUUUCACUGACAGGUUCAGAUUGUUAUUGUCUGACAGCAUGAUGGAAAGGAUCCAUACAGAGAAAUUACCUUUCGCUGAUUAAGUCUGUUUAAUAGUGUACAACCAAGUCUAUCUCAAGGAUGAGUAGCAAAGGAGGAGCUCAGGUCUCGUUCUGAAAUCUCAAGGACUUUUCCAAGUUAUCGAAAUCAGCUAAAUAUUCAGCCACAACACAACCUGAAUUGCCCAACACAACAUACUCUCCCAGGCACUCCUUUCUCCAACCUUCACUAACAUUUCUACCAUUGUUUUCCUGCAAUAAGUCACCUCUUGCGAGAGUUCAGAAUGAGUCUUCUGCUUGAGCAAGACUUGGUCACAAUAACAAACAGACCAGCGAAAUGUAAGAGAAAACAUUUAAUUUCUCUGUAGAGUCUGUUCCAUAAUGUCAGACACUUCUAAUAACAAUCUGAGCCUGUCAGUGGCAAGAACAAGCACUGUUGGUGAAUGUAUAAUAACAGUGCACAAUUGUCCACAGGGAGUACAUUGCUGCCUGUUUUGCCACUGUGGCUGCAGCAGUCUCUCUCAAUACUGGACCACUUUCAGAAAUUGUUGUCUCCAUAAUUGUCUCAGACACAAACGUGGGAAAAUGGGGUGCAGGUGAAUACAAACCUAAGUUUCCCUUUAUGUCAUUUUUAUGGUUCAGUCUGUUAGUUACUUGUUCAUUUACUAUCUUAGUUGCUUUUGUUAAUAACCUGCUGUUAAACUGUUCUGUUGCCUUGAUCAUUCUGUCUGGUUACAUAGGAAAUGUGUCUUUUCAGGCAAGAAAUGUUGGCUUGUUACAGAGUUGGUAGGUAACAUGAGCUGAGGCAGCAUUUUGUUGCAUCAAAUUUCUCUGGGUUUUUAUAGGAAUUAACCCUCAUUGCCAUAUUAAGUCUUCUAUCAAUAUACCUGAGGUUUACCUGUGCAUAUUUGUCUUGUCUGUUACAUAUUUCUCAAGCACACUACAAUGUUCCAAACAGCAGGGUGUGACGGUGUGCUCAUCUUUGGUUGUGCUUGCAUGUGUCUUCUCAAAGUGUCUUAGGCCAUAGCAGCUUCAAACACCUCCAUGUACAUCCUGUGAAUGUCCCAGAUUCAUUAGGGAAUGUGACUUUGGUCUUUUUCACUCGCAGCAUGAGCCGUUUUACAAAGGAUCAUGUGACUCGGUGGAAAGAUGCACCCUUUUGGAAAGACGUGUGAAUCGUGCCUGAACUUUUUUCAAUAUUCUAACAAUGUGAAAAGAGAGCAAUCAGAUCUAUGUUUUCUAAUUAUUUUGUGUACAGCUCUAUUUAGGUAGACUUGAAAAUACAGAUGUAUUUUUAUGCUAAUGACAUUGCGUGGCUAUUUUACUGACAAGAAGCUUACUGAACCAACUUCAGCUGCUGUAAAUAAUACUUUAAAAAACUAAAUAUGUAAACAGAAGUGCAGUAUGUCCACAGCUCAAUUUAAAUGUAAGUUGCUUGUGACUUAACUGUAUAUGUACAUGUUCUUUUCUCUCUUUGAAUGUAAUAGAAUAACACAGCCUGACUUGUUUGCACAGCCAGAAUCUUCCUCUGACUCCUGAAACAAGAAAUUAACAAUACUGUAACUGGCUGUAAUUUUAAAAUUAGGCAAGUGUUUGUUCAUUGCAGUGCCGUGCGAUCCAUUUUUGCUGUUGUUAUCCCCAUUUCCUUGUGACAGUGUGAGUGAGUUGGUCAGUUUUGUCAUGGUGAAUGGAUGUCAUGCUCUUGUUUAGUGUUGUGUGAGGAAAAAAAUGGCAUGUCUAAUUCAGGGUUUUCUUUAAUUUGUUCUAUUGGUUUGAGAAGUGAGAGCAGUGGACGGGUCCUUUUCAUGUUCUCACUUUCGAUAUCGGGAACUACUGAAUCAUACCAACUACUGUUCAUCAAACAGGGCAUUGUACACAAGUUACAUCAGCAUCCGCUCCACUUGGAGCAGAUCCUAAAUGGAGUCAAAUUAAUCCAGUAUACAGUAUAUAUGAGAAGCCCCUGAAAACAUGGUGUCAGAUACUUCAGUACAACAUGAAACAUUCAUAACUGCACAAUAACCAAAGGAAUAGUUUGACAUUUUGGAAAAAAUGAAAUUGCUUUCUUGCUGAGAGUUAGAUGAGAAAGAUUAAUACCACUCUCAUAUCAGCAGCUAGUUAGCAUAGCUUAGCAUUAAGACCGGAAACAGGAUGAAACCACUAGCCUGGCUCUGUCUAAAGGUAACAAAACCAGUAACAAAGAACUGGAUACAGCGUCAAAGGCGGGACCCCAUCCAUUCCUAUGAACAUUGCCCAGUUGUGCAUGGAGCCUAAAAGAUGUUCAACUGCGAUAGAUAAAAUUACCCAGAUCUGCACUGCUUCCACAGUUUAGUGCUCCACUAACUUAAAUGGGAAUGAAAUGAUUUUAUCAUGCAGCUUCUAGACUUUCCAAAUGUUUUCUGACCAAAUAGAUCAAAUUCUUAUAGUGAAACAUGUCAAUUCAGGGGGCUGUGAUGCUCAAAAAAUUCAUCCACUGUUUGACAGAUGUAUUUUCUGCUAAUUAAGUCUUUGGAGAAAAGUCUUUACGGGCCAUAUGGCAGCAAGAGAUAAACUUAUUCCACUGUUUGGUCACUUCAGAAAAUGUCUUUAAAGCAUGACACACUUCCUGAGGGCCUGACCAGCACCCCUGGACUUCCUCGAGUCUCUGCUGGUCUCCCAGCAACCUCACUGUGACAAGAAGACUCUAGACUAACUCAUCAACGUGAAGUUUACACUUAGAUAUUUGUACAGAUUAAACAAUGAGAUACAAUAUAUUAAUAAGUGAGCUGAUAUGUAGAUUUUAUCAUCUUUGGACAGAGCCAGGCCAGCAGAGUUUACCUCUUUCUAGCUAACAGCCACAUAUUGAUCAACAGAAAUGAUUGGCAACAAUCUUCUCAUUCAGUUUUUAGCAAGAAAGAGGGUUGGCAUAUUUCUGAAAAUGUCAAACUUUUCCUUUUUAAUUUAGGAAAAAGACAUAUAGGAUUAAUUUCAGGAUCAGGACUGUGGCUGUGGUUGGAUUAGAUUUGAAUGAGACUGGAGUGACCUCAGAUUUUGAUUCAGAUGUUGCUAUAUGCAAAUUGGUACACAGAAAUGAGUGACGUCACCCUUCUCUAACUUACUCUGGCCCACCUCAAAUCAGUGAGAACACGAACGAAAAAAUAAAUGCAGAAAUGUCAUGUGAAAUAACUGACCUGGCAUCAUAUAGGACCUUAUGUCUCUUAUUUAAAAAAGCUGUUUGAUAAAAUUGAUAUACAGGCCCUUAGGGAACUUGUCAUUCUGAAUGACGGAUCACAGCUUAUUGAACUCGCAUUUGGAUUUGGCGCUUAAACUGAUUAAUAGAUUAAAUGAUUCUUUAGUUUUCCCAUCAAGCUUUUGUAGGGCUGAAUGCUCAUUCUUUAUGGAUAUUUAAAAACCAUUUCCUCCUAAAACUUCUGUUGAUACACUGUUGUAUUCAUGUGAAAUGUUACCAGUCUGGUUUUUCUUGCUUCUUGUUAUCAUGCUCAAAGAUUAUGUUUGCUCCAUUUUUACAUGGCCAACACAACAUAGGUCCAUAUGCUUUAGCUGUACUGGAGUGCUGAUAAGCUUUUCUUAGAGGUUGUGAUCGCACUUAGACUGGUUAGUGUCAAUGUUCAUUUUUUAAUGUGUUCAUGUGGCUCUAGAGGUGACUUGUUUCAUCGCUCCUUUCUUGAGCAGCGUGGUGAGCACAGAUCAGUGUGUUCACUCUCUGAAAGAGGGAAAGUAGUUCUUGCCACAGUCAUUGUCAAUGUGAAACUCCAAAAACAAUAAAUCAAUGGGUGCCUUUUUGUUUGUAAACCAAAAAGAAGGAAUAAACUGUGUUUAAUCCUCCUCCU
Molecule: messenger RNA, 7298 nt
Organism: Epinephelus moara (kelp grouper)
Lineage: Eukaryota; Metazoa; Chordata; Actinopteri; Perciformes; Serranidae
Gene: far1
Product: fatty acyl CoA reductase 1
Exons: 13
Coding region: 137-1690 (517 amino acids)
Biological process (GO): long-chain fatty-acyl-CoA metabolic process
Cellular component (GO): peroxisome
Molecular function (GO): alcohol-forming very long-chain fatty acyl-CoA reductase (NADP+) activity
Source: RefSeq, a predicted model, not a curated record